Molecule: messenger RNA, 4407 nt
Organism: Passer domesticus (house sparrow)
Lineage: Eukaryota; Metazoa; Chordata; Aves; Passeriformes; Passeridae
Gene: BAK1
Product: BCL2 antagonist/killer 1
Exons: 6
Coding region: 175-810 (211 amino acids)
Biological process (GO): regulation of apoptotic process; extrinsic apoptotic signaling pathway in absence of ligand; intrinsic apoptotic signaling pathway in response to DNA damage
Cellular component (GO): mitochondrial outer membrane
Molecular function (GO): protein heterodimerization activity; protein homodimerization activity
Source: RefSeq, a predicted model, not a curated record
UCCUCCUCCUCCUCCUCCCCGCGCGUUUCCUUUGCCCGCGGCGCGCUCCGGCAGGAAGGGAGCGGCCGCAGGGAUGGAGCGGAUCGCGGCAGGGAUGCCGUAGCUCCCGGGAUACCCCGGCCCGCUGCUCCCCGCCGGGACGCGGUGAAGCUGCCAUUCCCAAACCUCUCUGCAAUGGCCUCAGGGAAUGAGGGGGACCCUCCGCAGGCGCGGGGACGCCGGGGGAGCCACAGGCUCAGCUCAGAAGGCCGCGUGGCGGAGGAGGCCGAGGAGGUGUUCCGCAGCUACGCCUUCUACCGCUACCAGCAGGAGCGCCAGGAGCGCGGCGCCGAGCUGCCGCCCGACCCCGAGAUCGAGCAAAUCCAGCAGGACCUGGAGAGCACCGGCAGCCAGGUGGGGCAGCGCCUGGCCAUCAUCGGGGACGACAUCUACAGGCGCUACGACGCCGAGUUCCGCACCAUGCUGGAGAGCCUGCAGCCCAGCCGCGACAACGCCUACGAGCACUUCACCAAAAUUGCCUCCAGCCUGUUCGAGAGUGGCAUCAACUGGGGCCGGGUGAUCGCCCUGCUGGCCUUCGGCUACCGCCUGGCCAUGCACGUGUGGCAGCGCAGCGGCGGCGGCGGCUUCCUGCGCCGCAUCGCGCGCUACGUGGGCGACUUCAUGCUGCAGAACCGCAUCGCGCGCUGGAUCGCCCAGCAGGGAGGAUGGGAGGCCGUGCAGCACCUGGACAAUGUUUACGUGAAGUACGUGCUGGUGGCAGCCGUGGUGGUGGUGGUGCACCUGGUGCUGCGGCGCUUCUUCACCUCCUGAGGGCCACGGGCACGGGGCCGGGGGGCACCGAGCACCCCCAGCUCUGCUCCACGCCCCCGGGACUGGGGGGACCCCAGGAACCUCCAGGAGACAGCACAGCUCGGGGCUGGGACCCUCCUGCUGCAGGGCCUGGGGUCUGCACCCCCAGGACAGGACUGGGGAGAGGGGGGGCUCUGCUUGUUGUGGUUGGUGCUUCAAAAAGCUGCUGAGGGGGGACAACUCUGGGAGGGGACAUCCCUGGGAGGGGACAUCUCUGGGAGGGGACAUCUCUGGGAGGGGACAUCCCUGGGAGGGGACAUCUCUGGGAUGGGGCAUCUCUGGGAGGGGACAUCUCUGGGAGGGGACAUCCCUGGGAGGGGACAUCCCUGGGAGGGGACAUCUCUGGGAUAGGGCAUUUCUGGGAUGGGGUGUCCUUGGGAGGGGACAUCUCUGGCCCCCCUGGCUGCUCUGGAGGAGCAGAGGGGAGUGACAACGCCCCAGUGACAAUGACAACGUGGCCCACAGUGCCCCAGUGGGCAGUGUGUGACCACGACACAGUGGCAGUGUGUGACAAUGCCCGUGGUGCCCCUGGGGCAGCAGCAGAGCCCCCUCCCCAUCCCUGACAGCUCCAUCCCCGUGUCCCAGAGUGAUCCCAGCCCUGGCUGCUCCAGCUGCUGGAAACCCCAGCAGGGACAAACCCGGGGGGCUGCUCCCCCUGAGCCCAGAACUGACCCUUUUCCAACCCUUGAGCCUUUCCCAGCCCCUGAGCCUUUCCCAAACCUUGACCCUUUCCCAGCCCCUGAGCCUUUCCCAGCCCCUGAGCCUUUCCCAACCCUUGAGCCUUUCCCAGCCCCUGAGCCUUUCCCAGCCCCUGAGCCUUUCCCAGCCCUUGAGCUUUCCCAGCUCUCCAUGGACAAUCCUGACCCUUUCCAUGAAAACCCUCCUGCCUGGAGCCCUCCCUGGGAAGCACCAGCAGCUCCCCCAGCACUAAAACCUGUGAGUUCCUGGUCUGGCAGUGGCCCCGUGCCCCUCCUGCCCCAGUUGGGCUCUUACUGGGAGCCACUGGAGCUGCAGCCCCUCCCUGGAGCAGCAGGCACCAGGCUCCUCUGGGCAGGGAUUUAUCCUGGUUCUGUUCCUGGCUGAUGCUUGAGUGAUUUGGGGGUGAGGAAGGGAGGGAGCAAGCUCCUGUCUGCCAUCCCAAACCUUCCUGAUCUCUGCAAACCAGGGGAUUCAAGCUGGGUGUUCCCUGUCCUGCCCUCGCUCUCCUCCCCUUGCAGCUGCCCAGGCUUAGCAGGACCAGCCUGGAUUUUUUUUAACUCUCACAUUUCUCCUGUCCCUGCCUCUUUUAUUUUAUUUUUUUUUUAACAGAAUAACCAAUUUUUCAGCCUGCUUCCCUAUCUGAGCUUGGCAUUUUGCUCCUGGCUGCUCCUGCAGGUUCCCUUUUCCCUGAUGGGAAUGCUCUGGGCUGUGCUCAGGAGAAAAGCAUUAAAAUAUUUGCUGUAUUGUUCUCACUCCUGCAGGGCAGCACAGCUUGGCCGUGCUCAGGUUUUGUGGCCACAAUUCAGGUUCUGUGGCCUCAAUUCAGGUUUUGUGGCCACAAUUCAGCUUUUGUGGCUCACCUGAGCCCCCCUGGCUGCUUUGUCCCCUUGCAGGUCCUUUUUUCCACACAAAAUUCCCGUUCCCAUCGUGCCACCUCUUCUCCCAGCUUGGGAGAAGUUUCAUCUCGAGUUUUAGCUCGAGUUUAAAGCCAUUUCUCUGCGGUGAACCAGUUUAACCAGUGCGAUCCGUGCUUUCCCCUCCUCCCCAGCUCCUUUUUGGGUGCAAACGCCACCAGAUGGAGCCUUUUGGCCACGAUGGGUACGAGCCACCGGUCGUUAUUUCCCUUUUUUCUCCUAAUCAGCCCCUUAAUUGACAAAUCAUCGUCGGUUCUCUGCUUGGAGGACUUGGAAAAAAUAAAAAUUAUCUUUAAUUCGCUGCUUCACACACACUCCUGGAACUGCAGGGGAUCAGGGAGAGCUUUUGCUGCUCAUUUGAUUCUCAUUUCCCAGCCAAAGCUUCCCCUUGCAGCUGUGAGGCCGUAAAGGAUAUUUUUCAGAUUUUUGGGAAACGACUGAGCCUUAGUGGAGCCCAGGACAGAGGGGAGAACUUUGCAAGAGGUGCUGUUCAAAGGAGAAAUUCCAUUUUAGCCGUUUUUCUCAGGGGAUUUGCAGAGGGAGGAGCCUCUCAGGAUGUCAGUGCCUCUCCUCCCUCUGCCCUCAGCCCUCCCAACCUGCCUGGGUGGAAAAAGCUUGAACGGGGACUGGGAAUGCUGAACUGGGGCUGGGAGUGCUGAACUGGGGCUGGGAGUGCUGAACUGGGAUUGGGAGUGCUGAACUGGGACUGGGAGUGCUGAACUGGGGCUGGGAGUGCUGGACUGGGAAUGCUGAACUGGGAUUGGGAGUGCUGAACUGGGGCUGGGAAUGCUGGACUGGGGCUGGGAAUGCUGGACUGGGGCUGGGAGUGCUGAACUGGGACUGGGAGACCUGAAGUGGUACUGGGAGAGCUGAACUGGGAGACCUGAACUGGGGCUGGGAAUGCUGAACUGGGACUGGGAGUGCUGAACUGGGAGUGCUGAACUGGGACUGGGAGUGCUGAACUGGGACUGGGGACUGGGAGUGCUGAACUGGGAAUGGGGUGCUGAACUGGGGCUGUGCCCCACUGCCCCUGCCAGCCCACACCAGGCAGGAAAAGGGGCCUGGGGGAUUUCCUGGUGCUGCCCAGGAGGGGAAUCAGGGCACAGAGAGAGGAAAUUCCUGGGCUGGCAGGAGGAAUUCCCCCAGGAGGAUUCAUCCAGGAGGAUUCAUCCAGGAUAAUUUAUCCAGAGAGGAUCCAUCCAGGUGGAUCCAUCCAGGAUAAAUUCAGCCAGGAGAAUUCAUCUAGGAGAAUUUAUCCAGGAAGAAUUCUCCAGGAGGGUUUCUCCAGGAGGAAUUCACCCAGGAGCAUUUAUCCAGGAUAAAUUCACCCAGGAUAAAUUCACCCAGGAGGAUUUCUCCAGGAGGAAUUCAUCCCAGAGCUUGGGGUGCUGCAUGAAAAAAGGGCUGAGAGCCCAAAGGAGUCUCAUUUACCCCUCCUGAGCCUAUUUUUUCUCCUCCUGAGCCUCUUUUUACACCUUUUGAGCCUCUUUUUGCUCCAGCUGAGCCGAUUUGAGGGCGAUGUUUGAUGCCACCCUGUCCCUCCUGGAUGGAGGAGUGUGUCCCAGCUCCCCGAGGCUCAGAGCCACCUCUGCAGCCCUUCCCCAGACCCUGGGCCACCCUGGGCCACCCUGGGCCACCCUGGGCCACCCUGAGCCCCCCUGGCCAGCCCAGGUGGCCCAGGGCUGGUGGCAGCUCUGGGUGAAGGGGCCAUACCUGCCCCUCGCUGUCACUGUCACCCUCCCUGCCCCGUUCCCAGAGCAGUGUCCCCUCCCCAGCUGUCCCCAGGGUGUAGGGGACACUUUGUGGUGGCUCUGGAAGGGCGGGACAAGGACACAAACUUGUUUUUCCAUGGGGAGAAGAGGGGGAAUGCACAGAUUGUCCCGGGGGAGGGGGAAGGAGGGACCUGCAGGUCACCUUUGCACUGGGUGGGACACGCUGGGGUGGC